Messenger RNA from Scophthalmus maximus (turbot), 2764 nucleotides. Its product is annotated as calpain-2 catalytic subunit. Gene Ontology annotation, biological process: proteolysis. The coding region runs from base 325 to 2427 and encodes 700 amino acids. The transcript is spliced from 22 exons. Gene Ontology annotation, cellular component: cytoplasm. NCBI's taxonomy places the organism in Eukaryota, Metazoa, Chordata, Actinopteri, Pleuronectiformes, Scophthalmidae. The record is from RefSeq and is a predicted model, not a curated record. Gene Ontology annotation, molecular function: calcium ion binding; calcium-dependent cysteine-type endopeptidase activity.
GCCACACAGACUAACACGGAAGGUCAGUCUUGUAAAACUAAAGUGGCACGUUCUUGACAUAGGCCGGUCAAAGCGUCACUAGAAGACAUCAGGUGUCUGCUGAUGGGUCAUACAUUUUUAACCUACCAUUGACAUGAUAAUUAAUAUGAUAAGAUCCUUAAAUGGUAUUUUCCAAAUCAGCUAUUUACUUUUUUAGGGAAUAUAUUCAACAUGAACACACAGGCCCGAAUUCCACUAGGUUAGCUAUAAAGGAGUCUGGGACAAAGACACGUCUGCUUUGUGUCCAGCUGGUGAAAGCUCAGCUCAAUACCAUCCAAGGUGAGGAUGGCAUCCACGGCAGACCGACUGGCCCGGCAGCAGGAGAGGGAACGAGGCAUCGGCACCAAAAAGCAUGCAGUGAAGUUCUCCCAGCAGGAUUAUGAAUCUCUGCGGAAGCAGUGUCUGGCGAGUGGACGUCUGUUUGAGGACAACUGCUUUCCAGCUGAAAGGAAAUCCCUGGGCUACAAUGAACUGGGACCAUACUCAUCCAAGACAAGGAGUGUGGUCUGGAAGAGACCCACGGAGCUGUGUUCCUACCCAAAGUUCAUCGAUGAUGGAGCCACGAGGACGGAUAUUUGCCAAGGAGCUCUGGGUGACUGCUGGCUUCUGGCCGCAUUAGCAUCUCUGACCCUUGACCACCGGAUCCUGGCCCGUGUGGUGCCUCCUGGACAGAGUUUCACUGAAGAUUAUGCCGGGAUAUUUCACUUCCAGUUCUGGCAGUUUGGUGAGUGGGUGGACGUGGUGAUCGAUGACCGUUUGCCCACCAGAGAUGGCAAGUUGCUGUUUGUCCACUCGGCGGAGGGCUCAGAGUUUUGGAGCGCGCUGCUGGAGAAGGCCUAUGCUAAGGUGAAUGGCUGCUACGAGGCUCUGUCAGGUGGAAGCACUGUUGAAGGUUUUGAGGACUUCACAGGAGGAAUCGCAGAAAUAUACACCUUGGACAAGCCUCCACCACAGCUCUUCCAAAUCAUACGCAGGGCCCUGAGCCUGGGCUCACUGAUCGGCAGCGCUAUUGAUAUAACAAGUGCCCGUGAGACAGAGGCGGUCACAGCUCUCAAACUUGUGAAAGGUCAUGCCUACUCAGUGACUGGUGCAGAAGAGGUGCAUUUUCGAGGCAGACUGGUUCAGCUGGUCCGCAUCAGGAACCCGUGGGGUCAGGUGGAGUGGACAGGGCCUUGGAGUGAUGGAUCCAGUGAAUGGAACUACAUCGCUAAAGAUGAGAAAUCCAACUUGAACCACGUGGCAGAUGACGGAGAGUUCUGGAUGUCCUACUCAGAUUUCAUCAGGCACUUCUCCAAGCUGGAGAUCUGUAAUUUGACCCCGGACACACUCAUGAGCGAUAACGUGGGCCACUGGAACCACUACCAGUUUGAAGGGAUGUGGAGGGUCGGCUCCACUGCCGGCGGCUGCCGCAAUAACCCAGCCACGUUCUCGUCCAACCCUCAGUUUGUGGUGCGUCUGGACGAUGUGGAUGACGAUCCUCUGGAUGGCGAGGAUGGAUGCACCUUUCUGGUGGGGCUGAUGCAAAGGAAUGGACGACAGCAGAAGAGGCUUAACCGCAACUUUGAGACCAUUGGCUUCGCCAUUUAUGAGGUCCCAGAUGAGUACAAAGGCCGCAGCAAUGUUCAUCUAGGUCCGGAUGUUCUGCUGCGACAAAGAGCGGUGGCCAUGAGCAGCACCUUCAUCAACACACGAGAAGUGUGUGACCGCUUCAGGCUUCCUCCUGGGGAAUACGCCGUUGUUCCCUCAACCUUCAGCCCUCACAAGAACGGCAGCUUCGUUCUCAGGGUGUUCUCGGAGAAAGAGGCUGCGACCAGUCCACUAGAGGAGGACAUUGAUGCUAAGAUAGAGGAGGAGGAGAUAUCUGAGAGUGAUGUGGAUCCUCAUUUCAAGCAACUCUUCAAGCAGAUUGCUGGCAAUGACAUGGAGGUAUCGACCUUUGAGCUGGUUACAAUUUUGAACAAUGUCGUCUCUCACCGGUCUGACAUCAAGACAGAUGGAUUCAGCCUUGAGACGGGUCGGCUUAUUGUCAGUCUGCUGGAUAAAGAUGAAAGUUCCAUGUUGGGACUGAUGGAAUUCCACUUGCUUUGGUGCAAAAUCCAGAAAUAUCUGGAGAUCUUCAAGAAUCAUGACACGGACAACUCUGGCACCAUGAGCUCCCACGAGAUGAGAGGCGCCACCACUGAAGCAGGUUUCCAUGUCAACAGUGCGGUGCUGCAGGCCAUAGUCAGUCGUUAUGCUGACGCUCAGUACGCCAUAGACUUUGACAGUUUCGUGGGCUGUCUCAUUAAACUGGAAAUGCUCUUCAAAAUGUUCAAGUCGCUGGAAAGAGACGACUCAGCGAAGAUUGAGCUGGACAUGCAACAGUGGCUGUGCCUGGCGAUCUACUAGCUCAUGAGAGGACCCCGACAUCAGCAGGAAGACAAAGUCCACACAGUUAACAAAAGAUUACAUUUGAUUACAUAUUAUUAUUGUUGAAGUAACCCCAAUGAGAAGUCACUUCAUGUCCACUCUAUUUGUUAGAAAUGCUUAAAAUGGUGAACAUUUAUUGGUAAAUUUGAAUGCUAUUUUCUGAUCAAUUUUGGAGAAGUUUAAUCACACGUUUUCUUUCCAAUUUUUUAAAAUACUGUAACUUUCCAUUUUUUUCUUUUCCAUUUGUGUUUUUUCUCCUUUAGCUGUUGUUUGAACCUGCGUGAAAUCAUAGAAAAUAAAAAACAAAGAAACCAUG